UUAAUAGCAUCUAAUAAAGAUGAAGAGAAUGACUUAAGAAAAAUUAAUAUCUUAUUGAAUUUAAUUGGUCCACAAGGAGUUAAGAUUUAUAAUAACUUUAAAAAGAAAGAAAAAACUAAUUUUGACACGGUAGUUCAAGCAUUCAACCAAUACUGUGAACCAAGAAAGAAUAUAAUAUUUCAAAGAUAUAAGUUUGGAUGUUGUAUAAACAUGAGGGCCAAAGCUUUGAUGAUUUUCUCACUGAAUUAAAAACACUAGCUGCUACUUGUGAAUACAAAGAAGAGGAUAACAUGAUACGAGACAGAAUAGUGUUUGGCGUUAAAGAUCCAGAAAUCAAAGACAAGCUACUAACUAUAAGUAAUCUGACGAUGGACAAGGCGGAGGAAAUAUGUAAAACCACAGAGGCAACUAAACAAGAACUGCAAGAAAUGGCAACAUCAACAGAAGUACAUAUGGUAAAAAUGAAGAGUACAGUUAAUGAUAAAGGUACAUCAAGAAAAUACUGAUCACCAAGGAGGAGGAGGAGUUUCAAAGACACACCAACGCACCGUAGUACGUGACUACUAAGGCGGCGGGCUGGUUAGCCGGCCUGCGAAAAGGAUAACCAUGACCCAAACGAACUAAAUAUGUGACUGUAAGCUAGGUAGCUAAUAAAACUUGUACUGUAUAUACCGCAAUUGUAAACCGCAGCUUUGUAACAUGCGACAAGCGAAUGAUGUUAAUAUUAAAUUUGUAAGUGUAAUUAUUUUAAAUAAAUAAACGAUGGCGGACCGGCGGGAAUGCAGAGCAGAGGCAGUACUCCCCCGGUUCGACGAUACCAAGAUAAAAAAAAAAAAAAAA
Molecule: messenger RNA, 840 nt
Organism: Sipha flava (yellow sugarcane aphid)
Lineage: Eukaryota; Metazoa; Arthropoda; Insecta; Hemiptera; Aphididae
Exons: 2
Coding region: 198-506 (102 amino acids)
Source: RefSeq, a predicted model, not a curated record